GAGUUUCGCCAGAUGAAUUGGCGAGUGGCGACAUCAGAAGCUGAAACCUGCAGCAACCCAAGCCUAAAACUCAGGGUUCAUCUCUCUCUUUUCUCCUUCGUCUGUUCGCUUCUUUUUGUUGCAUAGAUUAGUCUCCUAGUCACUGUAACUGUUUAGUUUCUGACAAGAAAUGAGCAAAGGUUUAGAUAGAGUUCAUACUCAGUUGUAGAAUGCCUCCAAUUGUUUGAUUGAAUUGAUUGCUUGUUUCCAGCGGCAUAUUCCAAUUUCUUUGUUGUGGGUGUUUUCCGUGUUUUACAUAUAUGCACAUGAAUCAACAAAUGGCAUUUUCAUUGCAUUCUAGAAACCCAAGAAUUGUCCAAAGCUUUGCCCGGAACUUUUCACUGUGGUCAAUGAAGAAGGACCCUUCCCUUGAAUCGGCAUUGUCUAGGAAUCGCCGGUGGGUGGUGAACAAUCAACUCAAGAACAUCAUCCUUAGGUGCCCUGGUCAGGUGGCAAAAGUGAGGUUCAUUCAGAACAAGUUCAAGACUCUUGAUCUCCAAGGGAAGGCUCUCAAUUGGCUCAAGAAGUACCCCUGCUGCUUUCAAGUCUAUCUGCAGGGCGACGAGUACUACUGCCACCUCACGAAACGGAUGAUGGCUUUGGUGGAAGCGGAGGAGUCUGUCAAAGAUAUGCAGGAGCCUGUGUUUGUGGAGAGAUUAGCAAAGUUACUGAUGAUGAGCCGCAAUCAGAGACUAAAUGUUGUCAAGCUUAAUGAACUGAAGCGGAAUUUUGGUUUUCCGGAUGACUAUUUGCUUAGACUUGUGCCAAAGUAUCCUGACAUGUUUCGGGUUGUUAAUUAUAGCGGCCGAAGGAGUUCCAUGGAGAUUGAGCUGGUGGAUUGGAAUCCGGAUUUAGUGGUUUCUGCCAUUGAAGCUUCAGCUCAGAAGCAGGGAAGUGAGCCAUGCUUCACUUGCUCAUUGCCUUCAACUUGGGCCAAGUCAUGGGAAAGAUUUCAUGAGUUUAAUGCAACUCCUUAUAUUUCUCCGUACUUGGACACCAAAGGUUUAGUGGAUGGAUCAAAGGAGAUGGAGAAGAGGACUGUCGGCUUGGUGCAUGAGUUGUUGUCAUUGACUCUAUGGAAGAAAGCAUCAAUUAUAAAGCUUGGACAUUUUCAGAGGGAGUUUGUUUUGCCAGAGAGAUUGAAUGCUUUGCUGCUGAAGCACCCUGGCAUAUUUUAUGUAUCAAAUAAGUAUCAGAUAUAUACUGUCCUUCUUAGAGAAGGCUAUAAUGGGCAAGAACUGGUUCAUAAGGAUCCGCUUGUUGUCAUAAAAGAGAAGUUUGGGGAACUUAUGCAAGAUGGGCUUCAUGAAUAUAACCGCAGGCGCCAUUUAGUAAAUCUAGAAAAGAAGAGAAACAAAGGAAUGGUUUUGGGUAGAUCAGAUAAAGGCAAGGAUUUGCCUGACCUUGAUGAGCAGGGAGACAGAGGAAGUUUGUUUGAUCCAGAAGAAAGAAAAAGGUUUUAUAAAGUUCUGUUUGACGAUGGUGCCCCAUGAGAUUUGAUAUUGAUUUUCUCCAAGGUUUGUUCUCUCAGUUUUCACGGUUUCCAAGUUCAAUGUUUUUG
Messenger RNA from Fragaria vesca subsp. vesca, 1600 nucleotides. RefSeq lists its product as uncharacterized. Lineage: Eukaryota; Viridiplantae; Streptophyta; Magnoliopsida; Rosales; Rosaceae. The record is from RefSeq and is a predicted model, not a curated record. Gene Ontology annotation, molecular function: RNA binding. The transcript has a single exon. The coding region runs from base 300 to 1532 and encodes 410 amino acids.